GAACCCAGGUGGACACAAAAAGUCUUUGAAGCUUUGAUUUUGGUCAUAAAGAAGUGUGAUGCUGCUCCUUGUGGUCAAUGUUUACAGGACAACAUGAAAAACAAUGAGGCGUAAGGAGGAAGCAGUCUCAAUGGUGGUCUUGGUACUGGUGUGGUUUUGGGAUCAUGACCAUGGACGGCACCAUAGACAAGACCAGGAGCCACCUCAUUAAGCGUCUGGACCAGCUGGGCUACAGGCUCCAUCUUGGGAUGGACUCGGUGCCCUUGGUUGCUAAGCUCUUCAGUGAUCUGGUGCACACCACGGUUAGCCUACGCGAUGCUAAACUGUCAGGGAGGCAGCCCGAGCGAAACCACGAUGAUGACCUACUUGAGCCACCGUACAGGACCAUGUUGGCCUCUGGCGACCAUUUUAUCAGCGGAGGUGGUAAAAAACGCAGCAUUGCUUUGAUGCACAAGUGUACACAGACGGAUGAAGACAGACCUCUUCCUCCUCCUCGUGAUGAUGAUGAAGCCGAUUUAUCUGCAAGUGCCGCGUUGAUCAUUUCUAGGCUGGUGGAACUGCUGGAGGAGCACGUCGUCUCCAUGAAAUCGGAGCUGGACGACUCUCACGGGCGCGUAAAAACCUUAAACGGCCAAUUGGCCGAGCUGCAGGAGGCCAAGCGGACGCUCGAACGCACGCUGGAGGACGAGCGGCGGCGGUCGAGCGCCGAGGCGGCCGAGCUGGCCUCGCGGAACGAGGAGACGCGUCGGGAGCUGAGGCGCAAGGACGGCGCCGUGGCUCGGACGGUGGCGCUGAAAGAGCGCGUGCUCAACAUGGCCUACAGGAAGCUGUCCGCCUCCAGGGAGGUCAUCCUCAGCCAACAGGAAGUCAUCCAGGACCUGGAGGAGAACCUAAGGAAGAUACAAGCGGAAGUUAGCGAGCGACGACGUCUUCGAGAGCAGCUGGACGAGGCGAGAGGACGAAACCACAAACUGGAGGGAUUGCUCGACUUCUUGGAGGCGGAGAAGAGCGCCCUGCAGAACAAAGUGGACACGAUGACGGACACCCACAGAGACCUGGUUUUGGAGUCGGAUUCGUCACGGGGCAAAUAUGGCGACGGCGACGGCGGGCCUGCGCUCGGCGUGGCCGCCUUCAUCGAGAGCCUGGAGGAGGAGCGCAAUCGCUACCGGCGCGAGGUCCAGAGCUACAGGAGCCUCCUGAAGGCCACGACGCCCACCGCGCCCACGGUGCCCAGUCCCACGCAGGCCAGGAGGAACAAGUUCGUCCUGGCCGCCACCUUCCAGGCCGAUGCGGCUGAACCGAGCGGACGCUCUCGUUCUAAUCAAUGAGCGUUUUAUUCCUACGGCGACGACACUUACCUCAUGCAGAAGAAGCGCUUUACGAAGAACCGAGAACUCUCCUCCGAACAAUUGGAUCGUUAUUGUACUGUUGAUGCUGCGCCCUAAUAAACUUUUCCACCACCAAAUCUGAUCUGUACGGUUGCACCAUCAUUCAAUUUUAUUUUUGGAGGGUUUUCACCUUUUUUUUUUACCUUUUUUUCAGUUUUCUUGUCUGGUUGUUGUCAUUUUUGUUAGCUGUUUUAUAGGUUUGUUGUCAUUCUUCAUAUAUUUUGUCAAAUUUGAACCCAUUAUUACCCAUUUUUAGCCAUUUCUGUUCAUUUUUCUUUUUGUUUUUGCUUGACCGAUGCCAGAUGUUUUUUUUGUUGAUAGUUUCUGUAAGCUUUUUGUCAAGCUUUUGUCAAUUUUUGUCAUGUUUCUGGCAGUGUUCUAAAAAAUAAUACCUCGUUUUCUGAUA
Messenger RNA from Phycodurus eques (leafy seadragon), 1794 nucleotides. RefSeq names its product centrosomal protein of 135 kDa-like. Bases 165 to 1328 code for a protein of 387 amino acids. The record is from RefSeq and is a predicted model, not a curated record. The transcript is spliced from 7 exons. Lineage: Eukaryota; Metazoa; Chordata; Actinopteri; Syngnathiformes; Syngnathidae.